ACAUCAAUCUUGACGCCCCUCUUGUGCUGGCCGGGGAGAUCGGCCUUGAAGACGCUAGCUUCGCGGGUCUCCCACCAGUCGACGCGGGCGUCCGCGAGGCAGCGUCGUCCCCGAAGCCUCGGCGAGAAUAGAGGAAACAGACUUCUCGGGCACGGCAGAUCCGCCCGCCUCGACCUUGACGCCCCUCUUGUGCCGGCCGGGGAGAUCGGCCUUGAAGACGCUAGCUUCGCGGGUCUCCCACCAGUCGACGCGGGCGUCCGCGAGGCAGCGUCGUCCCCGAAGCCUCGGCGACAAUAGAGGAAAGAAACUUCUCGGGCACGGCAGAUCCUCCCAACUCGACCUUGACGCCCCUCCUGUGCCGGCCGGGGAGAUCGGCCUUGACGCCCCUCUUCUCGGGCAAGACGCUGAUGGCCUCGAAAGAAGAGAAGACGGCGGAUGGCGAGGGCGGAGCAGACGGUUCUAGUUCUCCGACGGCCAGUGCGAAUAGAGGUUUAGACGAUGAUCAAAGGCACAGAGAUGAGAAAUUAAGGAAAUACGAAAAAGCUGCUUCCUUGAAAAUUGAACAAUACUUCCUCUUAGAUGAUAUUCCACGACUUAUUAAAGGACUUGAAGACCUGGCUGCACCCGAGUAUAAUAUUUUCUUUAUUAAGAAAUUAAUCACACUCGCCGUGCAAUGGAGGAACCAAACGGAUGCCACAUCGCGAUUUCUCGCAAGGGCUGUGAAAGAAGAUGUUUUAUCACCGAUUGAUUUAGAGAUAUGUAACGAGUUCCCUGAGAAUUCUAUUGAAAGUGAAAUUGUAUCCAAGGCUUGCGCACUUGUAUCAGCUGCACAUGCCUCAGAGGCAAUGCAUUCGGUAGGUGCCGCAUUUUGGAUGGUUGUUUAUUUUUAUUUUGAAUAAAAAUUGAAUGGUUUUUUUUUGUA
This is a messenger RNA of Zingiber officinale, 922 nucleotides long. Its product is annotated as MA3 DOMAIN-CONTAINING TRANSLATION REGULATORY FACTOR 4-like. Gene Ontology annotation, biological process: negative regulation of DNA-templated transcription. NCBI's taxonomy places the organism in Eukaryota, Viridiplantae, Streptophyta, Magnoliopsida, Zingiberales, Zingiberaceae. The record is from RefSeq and is a predicted model, not a curated record. The coding region runs from base 408 to 899 and encodes 163 amino acids. The transcript has 2 exons.